AUGUGGGCACUAUCCCUAACCAAAGGGUUCUUUUUCCCAGUGGAGUUCAUAAAGAGUAACAGUGUAUACCUUAUUGAAGGAUUGGGGAUGCCAACUAUCAAGCAAAUUGCAGAUGAUCUGUUUGCAAGUUCUGUUUUGUCUGAUGAAGAGACAGAUGUUAUUUGCCAAAAGAUUAGGCAGGAUGCCUCAAGAAGUUUAAUCCACUCCAUUUUGAGAAAAGGUGAAAGAGCCUGUGACCUUUUGGUCCAAUUACUGAAGAAGAGAGAUCCUUUUCUUUAUCAGAACCUACAAGGACACCAAGCUGCUGAGCAAGUAACACAGGAAGACUUAGAUUGCUUGGCUCAAGACUUAAUCGAUUUUUAUCAGGCUGCAGUAUUUGAAAAAUUUCAUCCUCUGGGGGAGGAAAUUGACAUAGUUUUUGAUUUGACAACUUCUUAUACUGAUACUUUGCUUUGGAAGAAAGAUACUCGUAACACCAGGCAAGGACAAAAGAAUUUAAAUGAACUUUUACAUGAAUUAGAAAAUCCUUGUAUUAUAGAAGGAGAAGCUGGAAAAGGAAAAACUACUCUUCUCAAGAGAAUUGCUUUACUCUGGGCAAAUGGAGAUCAUCCUUCUUUAAAGAAAUUCAAACUUGUUUUCUUUAUUGAUCUGAGUGGUGCACGGGCUGGAUUAUAUGAGACAGUGUGUGAACAGCUUCUUACAGAAAAUUAUAGAAUAAGCAAAGUUAACUUUAUGAGGAUGUUAAGUUCACUACGAGAAAAAGCCCUCUUUUUGUUAGAUGGGUAUGAUGAAUUUAUAUCCCAGAGCUGCCAAGAAAUAGAAUCACUGAUCAAAGAAAACCAUAGAUUCAAAAACACAGUUAUUGUUACUACCAGAACUGAAACAAUGAGCAGGGUUAGGUAUGUUGGAUCCCUGAUAGCUGAAACAGGUGAUCUGACAAAAGAAAGCGCAAGACAACUGGUUAGAAAUGUACUGGAAGAGAAGUUAGCAGAGGGGCUGUUGUCUCAGCUAGAGUCAACAGAUUCCACUUUUCAAAAUUCAGGCUCUCAGUUUGGGAACCUCAUGAAGACCCCUUUAUUUGUAAUAAUUGCUUGUGCCAUCCAAAUGGGGGAAACCACUUUUAAUCCACACACACAAACAACUCUAUUCUCCACACUUUAUGAUUUAUUGCUGGAGAGGAACAAGCCCAAGAUCAAAGAAACUGGUAAUAAAGAUUUUCUUCUGAGCAUAAACCACUGUGGAGACUUGGCCUUAAAGGGAGUUUUUGACAACAAAUUUGAUUUCCCCCCUGAGGAUUUCUUCCACAUACAAGAAAAAGUCCUGCUAGCUACAGGCCUCAUGCAUAAGUACACAGUACAGAGACUAAAGCCUGUGUAUAGAUUUUUUCAUAAAUCCUUUCAGGAAUACAUUGCAGGCAGGAGACUUUCCAGGCUACUAACAUCACAUAAAGAUGAGGAGAUGUCUAAAGGACUUAGUUACCUUCAAAAAAUUGAUAACAUCCCAGAUAUUAUUUCUACUUACCGCAAUUUACUCCUUUAUACAUGUGGAUCUUCCACAGAAGCCACCAGAACUAUUAUCAAGUACCUGUCAGCCAUUCACAAACAAGGCAGUUUUUCUGAAUUGUGCUCUCUCAAUAAUCAGUCAUCAGGACUGCAACCCAUGAAAAAUGGAAGAAAUGGACAAGAAGAAGAAAACUUGAGCGCAGCUUCUAUGAACUCACUUGUGGAAUGUGCCACUAGCUUUCUUUAUGAAAGUAUCUCCAAAUCAACUGUGAGUGAAGAGUUUGAGGAAUUCUUUCAUGGUAAAAGUCUAUACAUCAACACUCAGUGCAUUCCUGUGUAUAUCUGUGGCUUUUUUGAACACUUCUCCAAUUGUGUAAGUGCAUUAGAACUCAUCAAGUUAGAUUUUUUGGGCUGUUACUCUUGGGGUGAUGUGGAAGAUGAGAAAAAGGAAUGCUUUAAAACCAAUCCAUGGAAAACAGUAAUCCCUGAAAAGGCUGUAGCCUUAUUUUUCAACUGGGAACGAAAGCUACAAUCUUUAGAAAUUACACUUAAAGAUUUCAACAAGUUAGAAAAAGGUGAUAUCAAAUAUUUAGAAAAAAUAUGCUGCUCUGCCUCAAGUCUCAGGUUGCAUAUCAGCAAAAGCCCUGGCAUCACAGGAAAGCUGAAGGAAGUCCUCAAAAGCUGUAAGAACAUGCAGGAUCUUACUGUGGAAUCAACACCUCUUACUACAGAAGAUGAGCAACAAAUAGCAGCAAUGGAGAUGCUGAAAACCAUCGAGAUAAAAGAUCUUCAGGACGGAAGUCUAAAUGGGCUUAUUGAUGGAAUACCAGAUCUGGUCAACCUGGAAAAGCUGGUAUUUGAUAACAUCAAGAUGAAUGAGGCUAAUGCCGAAAAAUUAGCUGAAGGCUUCAGGAAUUUGAAAAAAAUUGAUAUUUUGAAUUUGAGUAAUCUUUUGGACCUUGGGGAUGGGAUGACAUACAUAGUAAAAUUAAUACCUAUCUGCCUCAAAGAUUUGAAAGAAAUCCAUCUAGUCAAUUGUGGUCUUUCUGGGAUUGCUGUGAACUUUCUUGCCCAGAAUCUUGGGGAUUUACACAACCUGUAUGCUCUUAAUUUAUCUGAUAAUUAUUUAGGAAAUGGAGGAAAAGAAGCUCUUCUCAAACUGGUUGACAGCUUAAAUAUCCAACCAAAGAUGAAAGUACUAAUGCUCCCCUGGGAGGAUGAGGCAAAUACCUGUCUCAUCAAGCUGCUAGAACAGCUAGAAAGAAAGCCUCAGCUGAUAAAACUUGGCUUGAAGAAAUGGACCAUCACAGACUCUGAGGCUGGAAUUCUUGGUACUUUUUUUGAGAAGGCAUUCCUGAGAGAACUCCAGCAUCUGGACAUGGCAGAGAAUUACAUGACAAGUGAUGGCUGGCUUACCAUCCUACACGUACUACCCAGUCUCCAGAAACUAACAUUUCUAGAUUUCAGCAGAAAACAAACCUUUCAUCCUUCUUCCAAGCUGGUCCUGUCACUAUGCCGUAUGAUAACCCAAUUGGAUUCUUUACAAGAAAUCAACCUGUCUGGUUGGCAGUUUGAUGCCACUGAUCGUGGAGAGAUUAACAAUGCAAGUAGCAGUUGCAGAAAUGAAUUGCAAGUUAUCAUUUCUUAAACAAGGCCAGUUCUUCUUAAUUACUGUUUCUAUGACCAAAGUCAUAAACAGUGAAACAAGACCAUUUUAGAGCAUAAACAUUCUGAUCCAUGUAAACCCAACUUAGACUUGUCAUACAGGGUUGCCAGGCCCAAACUGGCAAUCAGUGGGAAACUGAGGGGUGGGAAUACGAGGGUGAUGGUCAUUAGUGAUGAAUGAUAUGACUUCCAGGAAAACCCAGAAGUGAUGCCAUGCCUUUCUAGGAAUUGCAUGAAACUCUAUGGUAAAACCAAGUGAUAUCAUGCUAUUGCUUAUGGCAUUUUAAUUUUUUUUCUUUUGCUGGUUGCUGGAAUGCCAGUAGGCAAUGCCUGUUGGGGGAUGGGAGAUUUCCCACCCCAAUGGGCAUAUGGCAACUUUAGGCUGUUGACCUUCUGAUACAUCUUCGUGAUUCAGGCUUUAAGUGAUGAACAAUGAAUGAUUUCUUCACUGGGGAACAACAUGGGUUAUGGUACAUGAAAGAUAGACUA
Messenger RNA from Eublepharis macularius, 3656 nucleotides. RefSeq names its product NLR family CARD domain containing 4 (gene NLRC4). The record is from RefSeq and is a predicted model, not a curated record. Bases 1 to 3150 code for a protein of 1049 amino acids. Gene Ontology annotation, biological process: regulation of apoptotic process; defense response to bacterium; detection of bacterium. The transcript is spliced from 7 exons. Lineage: Eukaryota; Metazoa; Chordata; Lepidosauria; Squamata; Eublepharidae.